AUGGUCCGUGGCUAUUCACAGGCAUUGCUGUAAAUUUUGCAAUACAAGUUACUCAAAGUUCAAAGACCAAUUUUGGAUCAAGAGUAGAAGAUAUUGAUAGCAACAAGGACUAUCGUUAAUAUUUUAAGUAUGUAUGCCUAUUGGUAUGCUCUUUAGUAUUUAGCACUUGGUGUGACGACUAGUAUUGCAUUUACUGGACCAUUCUUCUCUCUUUUUCUGGGAUACUUAGUAUUAAAGGAAACCCUAAAGCUCUCAGAAAUCAUAAAUAUGUUCACUUGCUUUGGUGGUGUACUUUUGAUAAUAUGCUUCUAAAAACCUCAAAUCCUUUAAAAUUUAGAUAAAAAAGCCUUAAAUUUUGAUGCCAAAACUUAUGUUUUCAGCGUUAUUUUAGUAAUUUCUUAAGCUUUAGUUGGUUCAUGCAUCUACAUAAUUUUGAGAAAGCUUAGGGAUGUUCAUUACACAGUUACUAACGGCAUAUAUGGUGUAAGUCUUUCGAUUUUUUCAACUAUUGUUUGGUAUUUCGGAAGAAAACUUUAAAACCCUGAACUUCAAUACAAUUUCGAUGGAUAGCAAAUUACUUUAAUUCUUAUUACAGCAGUAUUUGCAAAUUUAGCAAAUCAAUUACCAAUUUAAGCUCUUUAGUACGAUAAAAUCGCUGGUGCAGGAAUUAUUAUUAUUUGUUCUUCUAUUAGCAUGUUUUUGAAAUAUACUAGUAAAGAUGAAUGA
This is a messenger RNA of Stylonychia lemnae, 726 nucleotides long. The record is from the annotation of a GenBank genome assembly. Lineage: Eukaryota; Ciliophora; Spirotrichea; Sporadotrichida; Oxytrichidae.